Centruroides sculpturatus (bark scorpion) is the source of this 4683-nucleotide messenger RNA. Its product is annotated as calpain-D-like. The coding region runs from base 434 to 4474 and encodes 1346 amino acids. The record is from RefSeq and is a predicted model, not a curated record. Gene Ontology annotation, biological process: proteolysis. The transcript has 13 exons. NCBI's taxonomy places the organism in Eukaryota, Metazoa, Arthropoda, Arachnida, Scorpiones, Buthidae. Gene Ontology annotation, molecular function: calcium-dependent cysteine-type endopeptidase activity. Gene Ontology annotation, cellular component: cytoplasm.
UGACAAAAAAAACAAAUCUUAUUACAAUCGUUGCUAUUAGUUAGAACAGAAGAAAACGAACCAAUCACAAAAAACGUGUUUGAUACCCUUAAUAAAACUAUCAGCAUAUGCAUACAGUUGACAAAUAAAUAAAUAAAUAUAUUAUAAUUAAUUUUUAAAGAUAAAAAUACAUUAUUAAAAAAUAAUUUUUUAACGUAAAUGACCUAUCAUCGAAAAUGGAUGGACGCGUGUUGUGUGUGUAGAGUUACGCGGAGUCGAACGAGAGGUCAUUGCUUGCGUUGUUAAGCACAUGCGCGAUAACAACAAGGCUACAUCCAACAUGGAGGGCAAACCUGCCUGACGGCCAUAAUUUGCACGGAAGCACCGUUACAGUACGUAACUGUUUAUAGGGCAAUGAAUAUUGCGUAAUUUAAAAAAGAAAAGAAUGUGAAAAAUGGGUUCGAACGCAUCGGUACUUCAGUGGCAUUGCAAAAACUGUACGUCGAUUAAUCCCACUGAGCGAUCGUCUUGUCUUUCCUGUGGCGAGAAACGUCGGUUUGCUUGGACUUCGGAUUCGUAUAAAGAUGAUGAAAAUCUUCAAUCGGAUACUUCUGUCAAUCGAAAUUAUAACUUAUUGUCUUCUUCAAUUAGAGACAAUCAGGCCAGCCAAGUUCACACGUCUUCAGCCAAAUCAGGGAGUGCCAAAUAUUUAAAAAAUCAAUAUUCACAAAAUAGUGAAAAAGUUUCCUUAAGAAAAUCUGCAUCUACUUGUUGUAAUGGUAUAAAUGGAGAAGAAGUUAUAAAAAAUCGAAGUGUCAGUUGGCAUGGAACAUCUACAUUCAAUAUUAAUGAUACAGCAAUUGCUUUUCCCCAUUUGUUUGUUGAUCUCACAAGUGCUAUAAAAGAAGAAUGUGCCUCAUCUGAUAAUGUUCCUUUCUUAAAUGAUAAAAAGGUUAACUUUUUAGAAAAAACUUUUGUGAAAUGUAUUAGGAAAAAAACACCAAAAUGGAAAUGCCCCCAGUGUAAUUUCAUUAAUUUAGAAGCUUGUUCUGAAUGUGUGAUUUGUACUUCAAGGCGUUUACUGAAUAAAACUGAGACAAAUACUGUUAGAACAGUUGAUACUAACAUAUCUACUAAGGAUAAUAAUAAAACAACAAAUUUAUCAUUUUCAAGUCCAUUAAAUUGGUUAUGCUCAUUCUGCCAAUCUGAAAAUCUUGAUUCUGUGGAAGAAUGUGUUAUUUGUGGACGUUGUAAAACUAAAAUAAUUAAAGACAAUGUUAAUAAUAAUGUUACUUCAUCAGAACAGCAAAUAGGUACUUUGGGAACUGCAGUGAAUUUCCAUACCUAUCAAUUACAAAAUUCUGGCCAAACAAUUUCAGAUACAUGUGCUAAUUUACAAGCUUUAGCUCGAAAGGGCAAAGCAUGUGUAACUGAAAAACUUUUCAGACCUUUAAUUAGUCAUUUUAUAUCACCCAAACAUUUACCAAAGUUAAACUCAAAAUGGACAUGUGAUAAAUGUCAGUUUUUAAAUAUUCCAUCCACAAAUCAAUGUAUAAUUUGUGAAUCUUCCAGAAACUGUCAUAACAGCAGCAAUAGUGCCUUGCAUGAUCCAAGAGGUAUUAUUGGCAUUUCAAAUAAAAGAAAUGAUUUGUCACAGUGCUACUCUCCAAAACAGCAAAAAUCUAAUAUUAAAAGGACUAAAGGUAAUCAAAGACAGAAUUCUGCGGAUUCAGGAUUAAAAGAUCUGUAUACUGUAAAUAAUACUGAAGAUGCAUUAAGUUCUCAUUCUGCUGAAGAUGUUAUGUUAAUGGACGUUGAUAAUGAUCUUCCAUGGGCUUGUAAACGAUGCACUUAUGAAAAUAUUUCUGAUGCUGUUAGAUGUGAAAUUUGUGAAACUCCUCGUAGAUUGAACAUUCCAACAACAUUACCACGAAAUGCAUAUAGUUUAGGUUUUUUAACUGAUCUAAAAACUUCCUCAUUAAAUAAUGUCACUCAUCCUGAAAAUGAAAGUCCAUCCUUAGCGCGUCGUAGUAAAUCUUUUUCAGAAGUUCCAGUAGGAACUAUCUGUAAUUCAGUACAACCAAAAAUGGAAAACUCAGAAAAUGAGCAAGCAGUAGAUAAUUUAUUUUCACAAAUGGAUAAUGCUGUAGUUGUUAUAGCUAAAGAUUCAUGUAAUGAAGAUUUUUGGACAUGUAAUCAAUGUUCUUUUUCAAAUAAUCCAUCAUGGUCUGAUUCUUGUUUCUUAUGUGAUACUCCUGUUCUUCUUGAUAAUUCCACUGAUAUUCAUGUGGAUAUAUCUAGUGAAAGAGUUCAUUAUACAAAUAGACAGAAAGAUAAAGAUCAGCCAGAAAAUAGAUUAAGUAAACUUUUAGGUGUGCCAUUGAUUGAUAAGUGGACUUGUGUAAAAUGUACUUUAAUAAACUCUGCAUCUGAUAGUUUCUGUAUAGCAUGUGGAGGAUCAAAGCUCAAUAGUACUACUAACAAUCAGUAUCGCACACUUAAGCCAAGUGAAAGUUGGGAAUGUUCACGGUGUACACUGAGAAAUCCUAUAUCUGAAUCAAAAUGUUCUGCAUGUGGUACUGAGGAAUAUAAUCCUAGACCCUCAGUUUCAGAUACAACAACUUGGAGUACAAGAACAUUAAGAGGUAGAAAAGAAAGUUGCAGUGAAGCUGAUAAAUGGGAAUGUUCAUCAUGCACUUACCAUAAUAAAGGAACGAGAGUUGUUUGUGAAAUAUGCCAAACAUCCAGAAGCUUGCUUUCUCUCCGGCCGGAUAAAGCAUGUACCAGUGGUGUUCCUUGCCAAGGUGAAAGUGAAUUAACAGAGGAGUUAAGAGUUGUAGAAGAAAAUGAUGCCCGUGAAAGAUGGAAACACAUAACUGUAUUUUGUGAACAGAAUAAAGAAUUAUUUGUUGAUGAUGCUUUUCCACCACUUCCCAAAUCAUUGUAUUAUAAUCCUGAAGAACAAAGAGAUGAAUAUGGCUGUAAUUGGCUUAGACCUCACGAAAUAACUUGUGAUCCCAGUGAAGCUGUGAUUAGAUGGGCUGUAUUUCGAACACCCAUGCCUUCAGAUAUAUCUCAAGGUAUAUUAGGAAAUUGUUGGCUUUUGAGUGCUUUGGCUGUGUUAGCUGAAAGACCAGAAUUAGUUGAGCGUGUAAUGAUUACAAGAGAAAUAUGUUCUGAAGGUGCUUAUCAAGUUCGUUUAUGCAAAGAUGGACGUUGGACAACUGUAUUAGUUGAUGAUUUAUUACCUUGUGAUUCUCGAGGAUGUCUGCUCUAUUCACAGGCAAAAAGAAAACAAUUAUGGGUUCCCUUGAUAGAAAAAGCUGUAGCAAAAUUGCAUGGUUGUUAUGAAGCUCUUGUAUCCGGACGAGCUAUUGAAGGGUUAUGCACUCUAACAGGUGCUCCUUGUGAAAGCAUACCUUUACAACCUUCUUCAAUACCAAAUGAAGAAGGUAUUGAUCAGGAUUUAAUUUGGGCACAGCUUCUUAGCUCAAGAUCAGCAAGAUUUUUAAUGGGAGCAUCUUGUGGAGGAGGAAAUAUGCAAGUAAAUGAUCAAGAUUAUCAUACAGUAGGAUUAAGGCCUCGUCAUGCGUAUUCUGUAUUAGAUGUACAAGAUAUUGAUGGAUUAAGACUCUUGAGACUUCGUAAUCCUUGGGGCCAUUAUUCUUGGAAAGGUGAUUGGUCAGAUAACUCUCCUUUAUGGACCCCUCAUUUAAGAGAUCUUUUAAUGCCCCAUGGAGCUGAUGAGGGUGUAUUUUGGAUGUCUUUUCAAGAUGUAUUAAAAUAUUUUGAUUGUGUUGACAUUUGUAAACUUCAGCCUGGUUGGAAUGAAGUUCGAAUGCAAGGUGUACUUCCACCACAUGCAGAUAAAGACAGUUUUGCAGUAACUGUUUUAACAGUGGUAGAACCAACUGAAGUGGAGUUCAGUUUAUUCCAAGAAGGUCAAAGGAAUUCAGACAGAUCUCAGCGUUCUCAAUUGGACCUUUGUGUAGUUGUUUUUAGAGCAACAUCACCAGCAAUAGGUCAAGUGGGAGUAUUAGUAAAACAUAGUAAACGCCAAGUUCGAGGUUUUGUUGGAUGUCAUGCCAUGUUAGAAAUUGGAAUAUAUGUUGUUGUUUGUUUAGCAUUCAAUCAUUGGCAUACACAUUUGCAAAAUGCUGAACAGUAUCCAAAAUUUCUUCUGGCUAUACAUAGUUCCAAACGUUUGCUUGUAGAGAAAAUAAUGCCUCACGUUCAUAUUUUAGCAGAUGCUAUCAUUAAUUUGACUUUGGCAAAAGGGCAGCGACAUGAGCUCGACAGCCGGUUUCCGUCCGGAGGACAAGUGAUUAUUGUUCUUACUCAAUUGGAAGGUAGUGGAGGAUUUUCAAUAGCUCAUCGUUUAACACAUCGUGUAUCCUAUAAUGGAGGUUUACAUGAUUGGGGACCUCCUGGGACCAAUCAUGAUCCUGCAAUUGAUCGUAAGGUUUUUGGCCUUCAUGCUCCAAGACCACUAUGACCCAUUAAGUCUGAUUAAAAAUUUUUAUGCUCAUGGUAAAUAGUUCCAUGUACUUUAAAACAUUCCAUUUAUUCCUUGUUAUUUAUGGUUUUGGUUGAAGUUAUAUAUACUUGAAAAGUUUACAAAUUAAAUUAGGAAAAAAUUUUAUUUAGUUAUAAUAUAAUAUUAAUGAAAUAUUAUUUUUAAAAUAUCCUAAAAUUUGGUGAUUU